CACUGUUUUUUCUUUUCAGGAGACCAUGUCAUACCCCUGUUCAUCAGUCAAUGUAGAGAAUGUCGCUUCUGUAAGAGUCCAAAGACCAACCAGUGUGAUAAAGGAUGGGCCAAUCCUGGGCGUCACAAUGCGAUGGCACCGCUAGAAUCCAGGUUGACCUGUAAGGGGAAGAAGGUGCUGCAGUUUUUGGGGACCGGUACUUUCUCUGAGUACACUGUGGUUAACCAGGUGGCUGUGGCUAAGAUCGAUCCUGCUGCCCCUCUGGACAAAGUCUGUCUCAUUGGCUGUGGAAUCUGCACAGGAUAUGGAGCAGCUGUUAAUACUGCUAAGGUGGAACCAGGCUCCACAUGUGCUGUGUUCGGCCUGGGAGCCGUGGGGUUGGCUGCAGUCAUGGGCUGCAAGGCUGCAGGAGCCAAGAGGAUCAUUGCUGUUGACAUCAAUCCAGAGAAGGCUGAGAAGGCCAAGGUGUUCGGGGCGUCCGACUUCGUGAACCCCAAGGAUCACAGUAAACCCAUCAGCCAAGUUCUGUCUGAGAUGACUGACGGAGGAGUGGACUUCUCCCUGGAAUGUGUCGGGAGUGUGGCAGUCAUG
This is a messenger RNA of Notothenia coriiceps (black rockcod), 591 nucleotides long. RefSeq names its product alcohol dehydrogenase 1-like. The annotation marks the transcript as partial. The record is from RefSeq and is a predicted model, not a curated record. Gene Ontology annotation, molecular function: S-(hydroxymethyl)glutathione dehydrogenase [NAD(P)+] activity; alcohol dehydrogenase (NAD+) activity; zinc ion binding. The transcript is spliced from 3 exons. Gene Ontology annotation, cellular component: cytosol. Gene Ontology annotation, biological process: formaldehyde catabolic process. NCBI's taxonomy places the organism in Eukaryota, Metazoa, Chordata, Actinopteri, Perciformes, Nototheniidae.